This is a messenger RNA of Drosophila sechellia, 2155 nucleotides long. It is a transcript of the gene drm, whose product is annotated as odd-skipped family member drumstick. Gene Ontology annotation, molecular function: DNA-binding transcription factor activity, RNA polymerase II-specific; RNA polymerase II transcription regulatory region sequence-specific DNA binding. NCBI's taxonomy places the organism in Eukaryota, Metazoa, Arthropoda, Insecta, Diptera, Drosophilidae. The transcript is spliced from 3 exons. Gene Ontology annotation, biological process: regulation of transcription by RNA polymerase II; embryo development. The coding region runs from base 731 to 976 and encodes 81 amino acids. Gene Ontology annotation, cellular component: nucleus. The record is from RefSeq and is a predicted model, not a curated record.
ACUUUGUGCCGCUCGAGCGUGCGUAUAUAGUUCCCUCUCAUCAGUAACAGUAUCAGUAACAACAUCAGUAACAUUUCCUUCGCGAGUACCUUCAAAAGAGAUACAAAUCGAUCUAUCCAUUCUGCGGACAUACGAAAAUCGCACGAAACUCAGCUAUAGAAAUCGGUUAGCUUCUACUCGAGUCCGAAGAACGCGUAACUCCAGUGCAUCCCAUUGGGUGUCUGCCUUAAAGUGCGCCAUAAACUAAAAGCCAAACCUAAACGUCGGCGGAGAGGAGAAAUAAAUAACGCCCACCGAAACGCAACACCACCUACUGGUCACCCGUGGCAAACGAGAAGGGGGCGGAGAGGCGAAAUCACGGAGCAGCGAAAUACGGGCCAAAAAGAUAAAGCCGCCAGGACAGGGGAAAGUGGUAGAGGAAGCGACGUUGCCGCUCUUCACCGACCAAUCAGCCAAGAAGGCAGCAAUUAAGCGCGGUGUUAUCUGAACAGAUAGCGAUUAGAGGCGAAAAAAUAGACCCCAUUGAGUGGAAAAGCCCCAUUGCCGAGCCAAAGAGCGCGCUAGAGAGGUCGGAAAGGCGGGAGUCAGCCACACACGAAUCCCCAUUUGACGAGAGCGGGAGCACCCGGCCGGGAGAGCCCCGAGCAGCGCCACAUCGCCGCACUUCGAGCACCCCACUCAAGCACUCAACCUCAAACGCCGGGCACCAGUACACAUACCGCCUGUCAAAAUGUUUGCUGUAAUGCGAAUCGACAACGAUGACUGCCGGUCCGAUUUCCGCCGCAAGAUGCGUCCGAAGUGCGAGUUCAUUUGCAAGUACUGCCAGCGGCGAUUCACCAAGCCGUACAACCUGAUGAUCCACGAGCGCACCCACAAGUCCCCCGAGAUCACCUAUUCGUGCGAGGUGUGCGGCAAGUACUUCAAGCAGCGGGACAAUCUGCGCCAGCACAGAUGUAGUCAGUGUGUUUGGCGAUAAGCUAAAAUACCACAUAAACAUAUAUAUAAAUAUAUAUAAAACCACACACAGAGCAAUAUAUAAAGUAAAACCGAUAUCUAAGCACCGCAGCACCAACAACAGCACGCAAUAUCACAGCUAUAUCUUACACACACAUAAUGAAUGAAUGGGAUCUGAUGAGGCAACUGCAACACACACAGCCUACUUCUUCAUGCACCACUCUCUAAACAUAUAAAUACCUGCAACAGCAGCAACUGCAACAUUGCUUAAACCACUAGAUGCAAUCUACAGCCACGACAAGCGAUUAUAGUGAACGGAAUGCUACGUUCAGGUGUUGGUUUUCAAUCUAUUCGGUUAUCUGGUCUAUACAAUGCACUUGCCACGCCCCCAUCAACAGCAGACAAACACACAUAUGCAGAUGUUGCGCAGGCGCAGCACAACAGCAGCAGUUGCAGCAUAUGCAGCAGUGGCAACGGUUGCAACAGUUGCAACGCACAUUGCAACAGCAGCUUCCAUAGUUUCAAUAAUAUUUCCAGAAAUCUUCACAUGGACACUUGUGGGCGUGGCUGCUUCGGAAAGUGAUGAAGGCAGUCCCCUAAGGCAGACUGCAACUUGCAACAUCUAAUAGCUGAGAACGUGCAACAUCCCCAAGUGCAGUGAACAAUAAAGUGGUGCCAAAUCUGUAGAAGUCCACCGCUCUUCGCUUUAAGCUGCAGAUUUAAAAUCUCUACCUGCAAUUGUUAGCCUAACUAACCGAAAAUUGAGUUGCAACCAGCAACUUGCAACAUCUAGAAGAAAUCCAUUCAAUUCUACAAGCAUCCCACCCACAUCAACACACCAGCAACAGCAGAAAUCAACAGAAAUCCCAACAGAACUCCGCAACCAACUAACAACAACACAUGCAACACAACAGCAACAUGUUGCUGCUGGCUUUCUCACAUGUGUUGCACGUGCAGCCAGCGAAAGUGCAAUUAAGCCACUGCUUCUUGGGCUUUUAAAAGUGCAGGCAACAUCAGCAACACACAGAGCAGCACAUCAGCAACAUGCAGCAUGCAACAUGCGACACGCCAGCAAAAUGCAGCAUGCAACAUGCGACAACUAUCAGCUGCAAUUAUCUUGCCUUAAAACAUAUUACCGAUUUACACACAUAAACACACUCUUGCUAUAUUUUAUGAAUAAUAAAAAUUAAUUACAAUUUAA